Messenger RNA from Belonocnema kinseyi, 713 nucleotides. RefSeq lists its product as uncharacterized. NCBI's taxonomy places the organism in Eukaryota, Metazoa, Arthropoda, Insecta, Hymenoptera, Cynipidae. The transcript has 2 exons. The coding region runs from base 78 to 656 and encodes 192 amino acids. The record is from RefSeq and is a predicted model, not a curated record.
CUAAAAAUUUUUAAAGAAUAUCUACUACCUUCUCCAUUAUUGAAAUUCUUCAAGUUGUUCUCCUGUAUUUCGCGAAAAUGUGGACUGAGAUAGGAAUUCUGUGUUUUAUCGUAGUAUUAUUCCCUGAUUCUAUUGAAUCAAUGUGGCUAUGCUGUAGUAAACCAAAAACAAAGGAAAAUCUGGUUGAGCUUUGUGCUCGUAAUAUCUAUGAGACGCCAACAGUGAAAAAAAGAAUAAACGCAGGCGCACAUAAAGUAGGAGUGGUAAACAUAGGUGGAACAGAUUACGUCAUUGGAUUGGUGGAAAAACAUGGAACAGAACAGAAGUUGUUUCCAUUCUAUUUUGCAGCAAAUCUAGAAAACUCCCGUGAGGAAAUUUCUAGAAUUAAAAUACGUAUAGAUGAUGUGCGUCGAAAGGCCUACGUGUAUCAACCAAUAAUCCAAUUAGAGACUGAACUACUUGGAUUGUUCUUUAAUCGAUACCCACCGCCCUCAAAAAUUGACCCACGAAAAAUGUCCGAUUUCUACAAAGUUCGGGAAUUGAUAGUGCUCGAAAAUUCUACACCUCUUAUGACUUAUGAGGAGGCCGAAAAGGCUCUUGCCAUGGAACAAGCUAACAUGCAUGCGGCUCAAACUGAGGAAAAGAGGCACAUAUAAGGGGAAAGCGGUACACCCUUGAUUCUAUAGGUAACUCUCUACAUUGCUUUUUCUAGG